AUGCAUACUCUGGAGAAGGCCCAUCUUCUUCUCCCAACCCUGGGCCCAUCUCGGGGAUGCCUUGGGCUCUACCAAGGUCAGUGGCACUGUGCACGUGUCAAGCUGGCCCACAUCUUUCUGGACAACUCACCUCUCUGACCUUAGUGCAGUGUCAAGUCUAACACUAAUCACGCUCUCUUUUCUCUUUGUCCAUAGGUCCUCCUCACACUUGGCCAACCAAGGUUGGCUUAGAAGGCUCUCCCCCCUCCUAAGAAAAUGGGGACUGACAGUGAAAACCCAGUCCUGAGAAACGUGUUCAUCAGCUUCAACUUGCUGCUGCUGGGUGCUGUCCUGAAGCCGUUCGAGUGCCGGCUGGAGGUGACAACAGAGCCAGCCGAGAGGCCAGCAGUGGAUGAGGAGGUGGGCCUGGCCAACUGCAGCCCACCCAUCAAAGAGCAGCCCAUGGUCUUUCACCACAUCUACAACAUCAACGUCCCCGUGGACAGCUGCUGCUCCUCCAUGCUCAGGUCUUCGGCUGAGGAGGUGAGUUCAGAAGACGACAGGCUGGCGGAGUACACGGAGCAGACCUCUGACAGCGAGAGCCAGGUCACCUUCACCCACAGGAUAAACUUGCCCAAGCAGGCCUGUAAGUGCUCCACCUCCCUCCCGUCCCUGCAGGAGCUGCUGAGCAGGAUUGAGAUGCUGGAGAGGGAGGUCUCCAUGCUCCGGGACCAAUGCAACUCCAAUUGCUGCCAAGAAAAUGCAGCCACAGGACGCCUGGAUUACACCUUACCGUGCAGCGGUCACGGGAACUUCAGCCUUGAGUCGUGCCGCUGCGUCUGCAGCGAGGGCUGGGCGGGCAGCAACUGCUCAGAACCACGCUGCCCACGGGGCUGCUCCAGCCGUGGGGUCUGCCUGGAGGGUCAGUGCGUGUGCGACAAUGACUACGGUGGUGAGGAUUGCUCCCAGCUCCGCUGCCCCGCCGGCUGCGGCUCCCGUGGGCUCUGCGUGGAUGGAGAAUGCAUCUGCGAGGAGGGCUUCGGUGGGGAUGACUGCUCUCAGCCCCGCUGCCCCCGUGAUUGCUCGGGAAGGGGACACUGUGACAACGGCACCUGCGUGUGCGCCGAGGGCUAUGCUGGGGAGGACUGCGGGUGGCUGCGGUGUCCCAACGCCUGCAGUGGACGAGGUGUCUGCCAGGAUGGCCUCUGCGUCUGCGAGGAUGGCUACGGAGGGCAGGACUGCUCGGCAGUGGCUCCUCCUGAAAACCUGCGUGUGACAGGGAUCAGUGAUGGCUCCAUUGAGCUGGCAUGGGACAGCCCCGGAGCAGCCACUGAGUACGUGGUAUCAUACCAGCCAGCGGGGCCAGGGGGAUCCCAGCUCCAGCAGCGGGUGCCUGGGGACUGGAGCACCAUCACCAUCACGGAGCUGGAGCCAGGCGUUGCCUACAACAUCAGCAUCUACGCAGUCAUCAGCGAUGUCUUGAGCAGCCCUGUCACCACCAAGGUGACGACUAACUUGGCCACGCCGCAGGGGCUGAAGUUCAAGACCAUCACAGAGACGACUGUGGAGGUGCAGUGGGAGCCCUUCUCCUUCCCUUUCGAUGGCUGGGAGAUCAGCUUCAUCCCCAAGGUAAUGCUGCCUCACAGCACGGCAUCGUGGGGUACACCCUAA
Messenger RNA from Meleagris gallopavo (turkey), 1650 nucleotides. The record is from RefSeq and is a predicted model, not a curated record. Lineage: Eukaryota; Metazoa; Chordata; Aves; Galliformes; Phasianidae.